AUGGGGCCCCAUAGCUGGGUGUCCGAGGAAAGACUAAGAAUAAUAAAGGCAGUAGCAAAGGCGGAUUUUGAUUUGCCUGAAAAAAUUCCAAGGAAGAUAACAGAGAGAAAAGACCCCUCUUCUGACUUAUGGAAUCUCCUGCUAGAGGACCCAAGCCAGAGACUAAUUGGGGGACAGUUAUAUCGUGCCUGGGAAUCCACUGUGAUGAAAAGAGAAAACUCUGGACUAUAUUUUCCAGAAAUAAAGAGAGAUCCAGGCAAAUAUUUACACAGUUGUCCUGAAUCUGUAAGAAAAUGGCUUCGACAGCUAAAGAAUGCUGGAAAAAUUCUUUUGUUAAUUACCAGUUCUCACAGUGAUUACUGUAGACUUCUCUGCGAAUAUAUCCUUGGGAAUGAUUUUGAAGACCUUUUUGACAUUGUGAUUACGAAUGCAUUGAAGCCUGGUUUCUUCUCCCAUUCACCAAGUCAGAGGCCUUUCCGCACACUCAAGAAUGAUGAAGAACAGGAGGUGUUGCCAUCUCUGAAUAAACCUGGCUGGUACUCUCAAGGGAACGCUGUACACCUUUAUGAACUUCUGAAGAAAAUGACUGGCAAACCUGAACCCAAGGUUGUUUACUUUGGUGACAGCAUGCAUUCAGAUGUUUUCCCAGCCCGCCACUAUAGGAACUGGGAGACAGUCCUCAUUCUAGAGGAGCUCCAAGGAGAAGAAGCCUGGAAGCCUGAGGAGUCAGAGCCUCUGGAGAAGAGAGGAAAAUAUGAGGUACCAAAGACAAAACUUCUAAAUACAUUUUCUAAAAAAUGGGGCUCCUUUUUUAUUGAUUCAGUUUCACAACGGGAAAAUUCAGAGGACUCCUUGGUUUAUACAUGGUCUUCUAAGAGAAUCAAUACUUACAGCACUAUUGCAAUUCCAAGUAUUGAAGCAAUAGCAGAAUUACCUCUGGACUACAAAUUUACAAGGUUCUCUUCAAACAGUUCAAAAACAGCUGGCUACUAUCCAUUGGUCAAUUAUACCAAUGGUCUUAUUGAAUGAUGAGAUUUGUACAACAAGAUAAAUUAUCUCUACUAAAAAAUGAAGAACCACAUAUGCAGCAAAUGUACUGUAAAAAAAUAUUAAUUUUCAAAGAAAUACUGUAAAAUGCUUUAUAGGAACAAAUUUUUAAUGAAAAUUGACCAAGAAAUUGAUAUUUGUCCAUAGAUGUGCUUUUUAUAUAAGUCAUUUUGAUGCUUAACAACUCUUGGAAUAUUAAAAUCCCAGUAUCCUAGAACUAAAAAGAACAUUAUUAGUAUUUUCUAUACCAAUAGCUUUGAAAUUAUAAUUCAGCUGGGGAGACCCACAGAGUUUAUACAUAUGCUUAGUCUGGUGGUUCUCAAGUGUGUGUCCAGGGAUGCAUAGCAGCAUCACCUAGAACUUGAUUAUUCCAAUUUGAAGGCCCUACCCCCAAACCUACGGAGUCAGAAACUGUGGGAGGUAGGCCCACCAGUGUGUUUUCUUAACAAGCCUUUCAGGUGAUUUUGAUUGACACUAGUUUGAGAACCAAUGACCAUUUACUCCAGAGUUUAGUUUAAUUUGUCUGGGUAAAUACCUGCGCAUUGAUAUCGUUUAUAAUGUCUUUAUUAGUAAGUACAACAGAACUGCGAAUAACCAGUCUAUACCAAUUCCUUCAAUUUAGAGCCAAGAACAUUGAGCCCAGUGACAUUAAAUGAUUUUCCCAAACUAUUAGGUUUGAUAACUAUUCCUGGUUUUUUCCAAAAUAAGAAAAUACAUACAUGAUUUCUUCUGAUAUCACACAAUCAUCAUGGGACAGAGAUGGUACUAGAAGCCAAUCCCAACCUUCAUUGUUACCCACUGUUUCCCCCUAAUAAUAUUAAGGAAUGUUUAAUUCAUUAUCAAUAACUUUAAGACAUGUUUCUCAAUAGGAUUAAAAAUUGAUUCUAGGGUACAAAACAAUCUUCAGUAACACGGUGGAUUCUGGCCUUUCAAAAUUCAAAAAUACCAAGAAAAUUCAUUUUUAUUCCUUGGCAUUGGAUUUUCUUAUUAGGGAGCAGUAUAUAGUUAUUAAAUUUGAGUUAAAUGUAGUUUUUUUCUUUGGGAGGGAGGGUGAUGAAGAAAAUGUUGAGAAACACUAUUUUAAGGGGUUUAUAGGUUUAUUACAAUCCAGGAUGUUGUGCUUAGUCAUAUUAGUAGCUAUUUGUUAUAAGACAUUUAGGUUUAUUACAAUCCAGGAUAUGUUGUGCAUAGUCAUUAGUAGCUAUUUGUUAUAAGACAUUUGGAGCCAGAUAAUGUUUAUAGUAAAUUCCUAACUACUUUUUAUGCUAUAAUUUCACUAUUCAUCAUGGACAGGACCGGAAAACAAUACUGGUCAUUAUUAUUAUUUUACUUGUAUUAUAGCAGAGAACUUAGCAUGGACACAUGCAGUGAAAAGAUAAAUAUUUUGUUAAAAUUUGUAAAUAUUUGAGAAAUCUCAAAUACACUGUGGGAAUGAUUAUCUCAGGGUAAGAAACUUUAUUUUUUUUCCCCCUCAAAGUCAGUAGCUUUGUUUGAUAUCUACCAAUAAGUAUAUGGUGAUGUAUUUGAAAUUGUUAUCUAGAAUGUCAUUGAAAUAUAUUACAAUGUGCAUAUACAAUCAAGCUUAGGGCUAAAUGAAGAUGUGAACUCGUGUAUGCUAUAGAGAUCUGAUUUUUUAAUAAAGCUAUUUUUCCUUA
Molecule: messenger RNA, 2702 nt
Organism: Ictidomys tridecemlineatus (thirteen-lined ground squirrel)
Lineage: Eukaryota; Metazoa; Chordata; Mammalia; Rodentia; Sciuridae
Source: RefSeq, a predicted model, not a curated record